Messenger RNA from Parnassius mnemosyne (clouded apollo), 501 nucleotides. The record is from the annotation of a GenBank genome assembly. Lineage: Eukaryota; Metazoa; Arthropoda; Insecta; Lepidoptera; Papilionidae.
AUGUUGUCGCUGUACCGCGCGUGGCUGGGGCCGAGCCCGUGCGUGGCGCGCCCGUGCCCGCCGCCCGGCGCGCACCGCCCCGUCCCGCGCCGGGCACGGGCCCCCACACCCGCACCCUCCCCCUCAACACCGCCACCGCCAUCCUCACCAACAUCCACUACCUCCAGCGAGCUGGACGUGGAACGCAUCGAGCCUCCAGAACCCACGUCACACGCCACAACAGUACUGGACGUGGCAUCGUGCGACGGACCUGUCCGCUUCAGGCGAGUUCUCAACACGGCGUGGCGCGAAGCCGAUGGACACGAGUGGCCGUGCAGAACGCGUAAAGUUCGCCCCACGCUACACUACUACCCCUGCAAGACCUGCGGCUCCAAGUUCCCCUCCUACUACUUCGUGCACAAGCACCGGAAGCGGUGCCACGGCGAGGAGGUCGCCGCCGAGAAGCUGACGCCCGAACCCGACCGACCCUCCACUUCCAGCGCAGAGCUGUGCCCGCCAUGA